AUGAGUGCCCAAUGCCAAGAGCUCAAUCGACUCUUUUCGCAGUGUGUCGACGGCAAUCGGAUAAAGAUCCCUGACAAGCUACGCACUGCACCAAAGCCGACACCUGAUACGCCGCCAUUCAUACUCGAUGUCCUCCAUGACGAUGCAGAAGCCUGGAUCCGUCGGCUGGGCCUCACGGAGGUUGGCGAUUUGACGGGAUAUGAUAUUGACGCUAUUCAGCUCUUGUUUAGUCGAGAAGAUGUCGCAAUUGGGGAGUUUGAGUGUGUCAAACUCGCAUAUGCCUGGUGCGUCAAGAACAACACGUCGUUUGAGAGCCUUCUUCAUCUCUUCGACUUCAACAUUCUCACAGCAGAUCAAAAAGUAUGGGUCCUUGCUCAUGUACCAGGGUCAGCAGCCACCACAGCACUGGUUCAGAAUGCUCUAUGCUCAUCCGGCAUCCUUCAACCGAGAGAGCUCCAAAGAUUCCACUUGGACUACCCUGGUAUCAAAUGGAAGAGAACAUACGACUCGUCGAUCGAUCGCCUCGCAACGUUUCACGACGCUGUUGCGACAAACCUAGAGCUAUUCCAGCGUACGCUCAUCGUGUUCCAACCUGACGAGCGGUUAUCCCUUGCAAUCUACAUCCCCAAGAAGAUUGAGCGCUCUCAAGACUGCGUCAUCAACGACACUGGGCGCCUCUUUGCGUUCCCCCAUUCACAAGGCCCACAAAGACAAUCCCGACUCUCACUACCGACCAAGAUGCAGUAUCAGCUAUACUGUGACGGAAAAGUCUUUCAGCUUUUUGAGAAGCAGCGAAACAGCACGUGGGUAUUUAUUGAUCGACCAGGAAACAAUGAUCAAGGCUACUGCGAUGAGAAGAACAAAGGUGAUAGACGCAGAAAAAGGCAAGCUGUGGUUGGUCGGGGUGAACAGGCUGAAGUUACCGCGAGCAUUGCGCUAGACAAGUUCAGUAAGGGACUUCAAACCCAUAUUGGGAAAGUGAAUGGUUCUCCCAUCACAGCUGCAGAAAUCUACGUCAUCAGCAAUCGCGACGUAGCCUCAAUGCGUAACCUCGAUCUUUGGCUAGAACAGAUCGAUACAACAGAGACAAUGCCUCUGUUCUCCGAGGAACCCAAAGAUUACUCUGUACCCAGUCUGACCGAUGUGUUAUCACCUUCGGAUCCAUCGUGGCUCAUCGAGAUCGUAAAAGGCAACGACAUGUCCGCACUCACACGAUUGGAGUUAUUAGAGCAAUACCAAAAGGUCUUCAAAUUGGCCCGAGAAACCAGCGACAAACAGUUUCUUACGCGGUGCUUUGAAUAUAUUUUGAGCAAUAUUGAAAAAGUUAUUGUCGACCACAAAGAGCUGCUGAACGCGAUGUUACAGGUUCUGACCACUGAGCCGACACUGGCUAUAACUUUCAUACCAUUUUUGUCUUCGUCUCGCUCGGGCAAGAACCCAGACCUGGUGGUACUGCUGGAGGCAUCUCUCUUGCCGAUUGUGCGGGCAUUCAUCUUGUCCGCCAACUCCAUGGGCCAGCUUAUCUUGGAGCCGCUCAAGAGCAUCUUUUCCGCUAUCACCCCUGGAUGCUUAUCGCUCCUUGACCUCGCGACGCUUCUGGAACUUACAUCGUUGACUAUUCGAUCAACGGACCUGGCACUGGAUAUCUUUCUGGAUUGUCUGCAACCCAACGCGUCUCACUUCAUGGUAACCGACCCAAAGAUAACCAACCAUUUAUUGCGAAACAUGAUCUUCAUUGCUACGGAUCACAUUGAAGAAGCCGGCAAUGUCGCGAAGCGACUGCAGGGCCUUUAUGAAUUGAAGCUAUCGCCAAAAGACAAGAAGGGGAAUCUGAUAGAGAUCGACUUCAGAAUCGACGCGACAGGAACGCCGAAGAAGGGAUCGCACGUGAGGCUGACAAUAGCGUCACUGCCAUCAAAUGUGUUGGUGGGAAACAACUGUUCCAUUGAUGCAUUGGUAACAAUGUCCGAAACUGGGCGAGCGCGGUUCGAGUGCCUCCAUCCACUCCCGCCUUACUUCAAAGACUGUUCCUGGGUCUUGGAAGACUGCAGCCCAUUCGUCACGUCCAAGUCCAUGAUAGACGCCGUCAAAGAUCUUUGCAUCUACCAAGAAGAUUUCUGCGGUGUCGCAAACAUCAUUUUCGGUCUUCCAUCCCCCGACAUUCCACGACCAGACCAUUCCUUCAGCAGGAUUGAGAGACUGAACGAGAGCCAGAACCAAGCUAUAAAGUUAGCAUUGAACAGCUCGCUGCUUUGUCUUUGGGGCCCGCCUGGCACUGGAAAGACUGAGACGAUUGUUGAAAUGAUUUGUGCAUUACAGACAGCUAAUCCCAAGGCACGUGCUUUGGUGACGGCGCCGACACAUAAUGCAGUGGAUAACGUGAUGAGACGGUAUAUUCAACGUCUCCAGAAGCAACCAUUGGCUAGAAAGACGCAACCCGAUCUAGUACGAGUUUCAACAGAGGUGCGCAAGGUUGCUGAUGAUCUACGAAAGUAUACAUGCGACGCCAUGGCAGGGCAGGAGAUUCACUCCGACCACAAGGCUAUGAAGAAGGCCAUGGAAAUGGUCAAACGGAGCAACACGAUUUUCACCACCUGUAUCGGAUCAGGCAUCGGACUGAUUCGCUCAGAGUACUUCGACAUCGUGAUUGUCGAUGAGGCUUCUCAGCAAACGGAACCGAGCUCAAUCGUCCCACUCGUCAAGGGCUGCUCACAGGCUAUUCUGGUCGGAGACCAUGUACAGCUACGACCGACUGUCAAUCAGACUGCGUUAGCACUCGACUUUGACGUUUCACUCUUCGAAAGACUCUACACAGAUGCCAAAGACCCCAAGGGUAACGAUGGUUUGAGGAGGUUGAUGCUAGAUACGCAGUAUCGUAUGCAUCCAAAGCUAUGCGAGUUCAGCUCAGGACAGUUCUACGAGGGAAAAUUGAAGUCGGGCAUCACCAGCUCGGCAAGACCGCCUAUCAAUUCUGACUUUCCAUUCCCCCCCGCAAGGGCGACGAAUCAGAAAUGA
Messenger RNA from Fusarium verticillioides 7600, 3015 nucleotides. RefSeq lists its product as hypothetical. The transcript is spliced from 3 exons. Lineage: Eukaryota; Fungi; Ascomycota; Sordariomycetes; Hypocreales; Nectriaceae. The record is from RefSeq and is a predicted model, not a curated record. Gene Ontology annotation, cellular component: nuclear body. Bases 1 to 3015 code for a protein of 1004 amino acids. Gene Ontology annotation, molecular function: helicase activity; transcription termination site sequence-specific DNA binding. Gene Ontology annotation, biological process: termination of RNA polymerase II transcription.